AGUCACCGGUUGCUUCUGUCAGUCGAGGUGCAUUCACACAGAACAGGAAAUGAGAGCGAGGAGCAGGCGAAGCAGCAGCUUGUACGACUCCAGCUCUGCAGACACACGACUGUUACAGGGACAUCUUGGAAUCAGCUCCGUGAUGUUUGCACGUUGACUCCGAGGCCACACCGGAGCAUGGGGCUUGUGUCGGUGCAGUAUGAGUUUGAGUACACGGCGAGGAACGGCAGCCUCGUGUCCAUCAAGCCUAACGAAAGCUACACCCUGGUGUCCAAGACCAACCAGCACUGGUGGCACGUCCGCAGGGAUCCGGACUCCAGUCCUUUCUACGUCCCUGCACAGUACGUGGUGGAGUGUGUGACCGGCAGCGGAGCAGCAGAUAUGACCCUGUGCAAAGCAACACCGGUGAUUCGUGUCCCGGCUCCCGAUGCUUCAAGAGAGACAUACCGCUUCUCUACGUUUGGUUUCUGUGACAGUUUACCAGAGGUGGAGACGCCUGAAGAAGGACUCACAGGCAGCGUUGCACCCACAGUGGAUAAUCUACAGAAGCAGGUCUCAGCAGGAAGCCUGUCAUCGACCUCAGCUCCUCUGCAAGCCGACGGCCUGCAGCUGCUUCCAGAACCUCCUCCUCUGCCAAAGGCUGAGGACGAACCACAAGAGCUGCCAAGCCCCCCGCUGGAGGAGAGAAAGGCAAAGUGGUUUGAGGAUGAUGAAGACGUCUCCUUCCCCUCACCCCCUCCUUCAAACAUAUACGACACCAUACCAGAGCUGUUCCCAGAGCUGAACUCACUCUCUGAUCCUCUGGCUUCCAGUGACCUUUCAGCACCAGAGCAGCAGAGUCUGAGUCCAACUGCCCCUGAUUCGCCUCUCACUGAGCAGGUGGAGAAUGAAAGCCUCCGGUCAGCCGUCUACGUCAACGUAGCACAGCUUCGCCAGAGCAUCUCUGAGUCUCCCCCCUCGGCUCCCUCGUCCUACUCUCCUUCCUACCUUGACCCAGAGGGGUGGGAGGUGCAUGUUGACCAGGAGAGUGGACAGGAGUACUACUACCACCCGUCCACGGGGCAAACCACCUGGGACAAUCCCUUUCUAGACUCCCCCACGGACCCCGAGCGUCUCCCUGCCGAGGACCCUUGCUCCCCGUCGCCUCCUCAGUCACCUGCCCGCUCUCUGUCCACCUCCUCCCCCCCUGUGUGGACCUCAGACUGGGAGCAGUUGGUGGAUGAGACCAGUGGUCGCCCCUACUUCUACAACGCGAUGUCUGGGGAGACGUCCUGGGAGCCUCCGGAGCUGCUGAGCCCGUAUCCGCCGAUGAUGGAGCCGAUGAGCGUGCACAGGUUUCACGAGGCGGGGCCGCCUCCUCUGCCUGCGGAGGACUACCCCCCGGAGGAUUACCCAUCAGCUGCUGAACAAACAGAGGUCUACGAGGAGCUCCUUGCCGCGGGACCUCCCACCCUCCCUAAAGAGUACACCCUCAGCCACGUGAGCCGGACCAUCAUCCCCAGGGCCAACCUGGACCGCAGCACCUCGAGUGGCUGGAACCUCAACGUGGAUCCCACUGGGACCUGGGUGUUCACCAGUGACCUGUCUCCAGAUCAGUGGAUCAAGUCUGUGGACGAGCGAGGGCAGACGUACUACUACCUGAGAGACGGCUCCAGGUCCCAGUGGAACCUGCCUGAGGCCCCUGUAGCUCCUGGUCACCCUCGGGUGGAGAACGGCGUCGAGGUGGAAAACGUGUCGGUCAUUAAAAACUGGAGACACACCAUGGGACCUGCUCAGCUCAGCUCAGCUCAGGAAGAAGUGAGAUUCGUGCCGACUCACAGGAGGAACACGUCCGACUACAGCAGCGACAGCUCCAGUACAGGGAACUCUCCAGAGACGCAGCAUAACGUGCAGAACUUAGAAAAAGCCGGAAUUCUCAACAAAACAAAAGUGUCUGAGAACGGCAAGAAAGUCAGGAAAAACUGGGGCCAGACGUGGACGGUUCUCCACGGAGGAGUGCUGACGUUCCACAAAGACCCAAAGUCUGCAGUGACGGGGGCCUCGAGCAAGACCAAUCAAAUUGUCCCGGAGGUCACGGUGGACCUGCGAGGAGCCACGAUUGGCUGGGCCUCCAAGGACAAAUCCAGCAAAAAGAAUGUUUUAGAGUUAAAAGGUAAGAACGGUGUGGAGUUUCUGGUACAGUACGACACAGAGAGCAUCAUCAACGACUGGCACAAAGUCUUAAUGGACACCAUACGACAACUGGAGUACCAGGACCAUCACUCAGAGGAGGAGGACGAGAAUUUAUAUGAGAAGAUCACGGAGCGAGAUGACAAGUCUAGCAGCGCUGGGUUAGACAAGCGAAGACCCUCGAAGCCGAGUGUCACGCACUCAUCCAGCUCUGCAGGAGAGUCCGACCAGAAGAGGGUUCGAACCAAGCUGAUGAAGUUCCUCUUGAAACGUCCAACGCUGCAAUCUGUCAAGGAGAAGGGAUACAUCCGAGACAAUGUGUUUGGCUGCCACCUAUCCACACUCUGUGCACAGGAGAGGACCACAGUUCCCAGUUUUGUGGAGAGAUGUAUCAGAGCAGUAGAGAAGAGAGGUUUAGAGAUUGACGGACUCUACAGAGUGAGUGGGAACCUCGCUGUCAUCCAGAAACUGCGCUUCAAGGCUGAUCACGAGGAGCUGGACCUGGAGGACGGACAGUGGGAGGACGUUCACGUCAUCACCGGAGCGCUCAAGUUGUUUUUCCGAGAGCUUCCCGAGCCACUUUUCCCCUUCAGCCACUUUGAAAACUUCAUCACCGCCAUCAGAAUUCCUGAUCAUAACGCAAAAGUGUCUUGCAUGCGUGACCUGGUCAAAUCUCUUCCUCUUCCAAACCACGACACCAUGGAGAUGCUUUUUGGUCAUUUACGCAGGGUCAUUCAGUUCUGGGAGGAGAAUCGCAUGUCUGUGCAGAACGUCGCCAUCGUGUUCGGUCCAACGCUGCUUCGGCCAGAGAUGGAGGCGUCCAACAUCGCGAUACACAUGGUGUUUCAGAACCAGAUCGUGGAGUUCGUUCUGAACGAAUACGAGCGUAUCUUCCACUCCAGCUAAAGCAGUCACACGCCUCUGGUGCAGUACGGGGGCGAAUGUCUAAAUGUGCUCAUGUGGUUUGAAGUGCACGUAAACGGCUUCGGUGCAACACCUGAGGACAAAACUCAUCUUUUAACAUAAGUGAAAGGGCUCCUGAAGCUUUCUCUGCUCAGAAUAUUUGAAGUUUAACACCGUUAAAACUAGUAAAGGGACUUUCAAAUAGUCUUUGCUCAGAAUAUAUGAAGCAUGUGUAACCAGAUUGACUCCAUAGGAGGCUCACACAGUUAGAACUACGUUUGGCAGUAUUGGAGGAAAUUGAGCUGCACAGGUGUCGGUGUGGUUCAGUUUCCCAUCUCAGAUUAUUGAGCCUGUCUGUUGGGUGGAAGAAGGACUGUGUCACAUCUGUGAGAGUGAAAAUGUUUUUAUCUCACAAAUCACGUUCUGGAGAUUUUAAUCGUUUAUUUUAUUUUUUUGUUAGUUUGUUUUAUUUUUCUAAUUCGCAGCUGAAAUAGGAACCAAGUCACAGCUGGACAGAUGCAUCAAUCCUCUCUGUAAGAAACUGUCACUGAUUGCUUCCAACUUUAUUCUAGUUUAAUGACUUUUAAAUAUUGUUUUGGAUUUGAUAUUAAAGUAUAUCACAUAUUGCAAUAACUGAGAUUAUAAUCCAAUACUGCAUUUUUUUUUUCUUUUUUGUUUUGACCCAUGAAUAUGUUUUAUUGUAAUAUAGAAAUGUAUAAAAAAUAAAUAUUAAUAAUGUGAACUAGAUGGUGACAUAGAAUACUUCCACUGAACUGUAAAACACGUUUUUUGGAUCAUGCUGUACUUGAAGAAACUUUACAAUAACAUAGAAAUAUAUAUAAGUAAGAGAUAUUUUUGACAGUCGGUGGUAAAGUCAAUCUGACCAUGAAAAGGUAAACUGGAUAUUAGCAGAGAUUUAUGUCUUGUAAAUAGAAAUAGAAAGCAUGUUUAUGCUGAGAGGUGUUGGAAAUGCACAAGCUAUUGAAUAAUAAAGUAACUUUGUAAAAAAUAAA
Molecule: messenger RNA, 4085 nt
Organism: Hippoglossus stenolepis (Pacific halibut)
Lineage: Eukaryota; Metazoa; Chordata; Actinopteri; Pleuronectiformes; Pleuronectidae
Gene: arhgap27
Product: Rho GTPase activating protein 27
Exons: 18
Coding region: 178-3075 (965 amino acids)
Biological process (GO): regulation of GTPase activity; signal transduction
Cellular component (GO): cytoplasm
Molecular function (GO): protein binding
Source: RefSeq, a predicted model, not a curated record